Molecule: messenger RNA, 1214 nt
Organism: Symbiodinium sp. CCMP2456
Lineage: Eukaryota; Dinophyceae; Suessiales; Symbiodiniaceae
Source: the annotation of a GenBank genome assembly
AUGCCGGGUCACCAAGAGCUCAGUCAGCUUGGGCCUUUGAAGCUGGACAUCCCGGAUCCCCCCAAAGCGGUAAAGAGUCAAGCCAAGGGAAGUGAGGUCGCCGCAGAGAUUGCUCGCUCCUCGGACCUGGAGAUCUCCUUGGACUCGGCUCUGGCCGACCUCGGAGUGGGCCGGAAGAGCUGUAGGCAGCUGCGAGGAGAGCUGCGCUUAGAGGAUGACUCUUUGGCGAGCCUCCUGCAACUCUGGCGAACAGAUCAGCGCCGGGUCGAGAUGGUGCUGGCUCGCUUAGGCGCAACUGCUGCAGAGGCCAUCGCCGAACGCUUGGCUGUGGCUGAGGUGGAUGUCGUGGUGGGGGCCUCGCGAAGCCAGGCUUCCGGCCAUGGUUACCAGGCCGCCGACCCGCCCAGUCCUCCCAGCAGUGCGGGCAGCGCGGAGCCUUCCUUGGACCGGGUUUGGGGCUUGCUGCCCAGGAGGCGACCCGGCUCAGAGGGCCAGGAAGAGCGAAGCCGGGCUUUUCGGCGGCGUGUGAAGAACGAACUUUCCAGUGCAGCCCAGGCCGCACAUCGAGCCUCCCAGGCGGCGCUGCGCGAGGCGGGCCCCAAAGGGGCCGAAGCCUUCGUUUCCGAGGUCUGGUCAUUUCUGCAGUCCGAAGAGUGCUGUGAAGAGAUGAUGGUUGAGAUCGUCUGUUCUCAAACCGACCCCGAGAUCCAGCGGGCGCUUCGAAGUGUGAUUCGUUCGUCUUCGGACCGGCGGAAAAGUGCGUCAAGAGCUUCGAGCGCAGACAUGUCACAGCUGCCUGAGGCUUACCUGCUUCAUGUCCUCUUCUUCCUUGGCUCUGCUGCUGACUUGGCCGCUUUUGGAGCAGCGAGCUCCGCGACGCAGGACAUGUCAGAGCAAGACGCGCUCUGGUUGGCUCUGUGGCAGCAGCCACCGCCAACCGUGGAGGAGCCCGGCGGCGCUCGUCGGCAGUACCUCCUUCACUUGGCUGCACAGUGUGUGGAGUGCGGCUGCCACACAGACUUCGAGCAUGCCAUCCUGGGGCGCAGGCUCUGCGAGGCCUGUGAGCGAGCGCACUCCAAAUAUGCUCUGAUCCGAAGCCACACGGCGGUCAAGGAGUAUCAGCUCCCGUUGUCUGCCAUGAACACCCUGGCGCACAUGGACGGAGUUACCGGCCGGGUCUACCUGCGGGCCUCCGUCUCAUCCUUGGCGGACAG